Messenger RNA from Trichoderma breve, 648 nucleotides. RefSeq lists its product as uncharacterized. NCBI's taxonomy places the organism in Eukaryota, Fungi, Ascomycota, Sordariomycetes, Hypocreales, Hypocreaceae. Bases 1 to 648 code for a protein of 215 amino acids. The record is from RefSeq and is a predicted model, not a curated record. The transcript has a single exon.
AUGCGAGUCUGGCUGCGUCCAACACCACCUCUGAAUGAAAAGAAGCCCUCCAAAGAAAAAAAUUGCAUCGUGGAAAAACAUCUAACAGUUGGCGAAGAAUUAGGAGGAGAGUUCGGUGAAGAAAUCAACCAGGAAUCCGUUCAGGAAUCCGACCAAGAGUCUGAUGUAGAGCUUGAUCAAGAAUCAAGGGAAGAAUCAGAGGAAGAAUCCGACCAACAGUCUGACCAAGUUUCUGAUCAAGUUUCUGAUCAAGAGCCCGAUCAAGAAGAGUCUGACAAACAGUCCGACAAAAAUUCUGAUAAAGAAUCUGACGAGCUACUUGGUAAACCAUUGAGCAAGCCAUUUAGUGAGCAAUUCGAUGAACAGUUUGACGAGCAAUUCAACGAGCAACUUGACCAGCAACUUGACCAGCAACCCGAUGUGCAACCUGAUAUGCAAUCCGAUAUGCAAUCUGAUGCACAAACCGAUGCACAACUUAACGAGCAGCUUGAUGAGCAACCAGACGAAGAUCCUCAUGAAGAGCUUGACCCAAGAUCUAACGAGCAACUCAGUGAGCAAUCUGGCGAAGAGGUUACAGAACAGCGCUUAGAGAAGAGCAAAAGUGCAAAGAGGUCCUGUCUUGGCUUUGAGAAGUGCUUGUUAAUGUAG